GUCGCCAUGUGGGAACUCAGCCCCCUCCCUCUCGAUUCUCUUGUCCAUCCAUCCCACAAUUCCUUCCCCGAUCGAUCCCUUCCUUCUCCGAAUCCCUUUUUGUAGCCCAACAACGAUCGAAAAUCUGCAAUCUUUGGCCAAACCGCUAGCAAAAGUUGUGAUUUUUAACCUGUAAUCGCCUCCUCGGGAACGUCUAAAGAUUCGGUUUAAGGCUGCGGCUGUAGCAGGCAAAGCCCUCGCUUUUCCUCCCUUUGAUAAGCGGAGGAGUUGACAAAGUUGGGAUAAAGAGAUAAUUCGCGGGUUCUCGUUGACCGCCCUCCGUCCUCGGAGGUCGUGACGGGCCAUCGUCGCUCGCGGCCCGAGAAGAGAGGUUGGGUAGACAGCUGGUGCCUGGUGGCGGUCGUCUGCGGUGGCGUUGAGAAGAGAUGGAGAGGGAUUUCGAGACGAAGCUCCAGUUUCAGCAGCAGCCAGCGGUAGGAGGGGCUGGGAGCAAGGCGGUGCAGAGGACCAAUAGCAUUGCCUUCAGGGCGCCACAGGAACAAUUCACCGUCAAUGACUUCGAGCUGGGAAAACUCCUGGGCACCGGAUCCUACUCAAAGGUUGUCAAAGCCAAAAAAAAUGAUACAGGAAAUGUCUAUGCUUUGAAAAUUAUGGACAAGAAAUUCAUUGCAAAAGAAAACAAAGUAUCUUAUGUAAAGAUGGAGCGUAUAUUACUUGAUCAGUUGGAACAUCCUGGAAUAAUCAAGCUCUGUUUCACAUUCCAAGAUACUUACUCUCUUUACAUGGCACUUGAGUGCUGUGAAGGUGGAGAGCUAUUUGAUCAAAUAACCCGGAAAGGUCGUCUAACCGAGGAUGAGGCUUGCUUUUAUGCUGCUGAAGUUGUUGAUGCUCUGGAAUAUAUUCAUAGCAUGGGAAUAAUUCAUCGGGACAUUAAGCCAGAGAAUUUACUGCUGACUACUGAUGGACACAUUAAAAUUGCUGACUUUGGUAGUGUGAAGCCCACCAGGCAUGCUCAGAUAACGAUUCUUCCAAAUUCAGCAAAUGAAAAGGCUUGCACUUUUGUUGGAACAGCUGCUUACAUCCCUCCAGAAGUUCUUAAUUCUGCUCCAGCAGCUUUUGCGAAUGACCUUUGGGCCCUUGGAUGCACCAUAUAUCAAAUGCUUUCUGGUUCAUCUCCCUUUAAAGAUGCUAGUGAAUGGCUUAUAUUCCAAAGAAUUAUAGCGAGAGAUGUCAAAUUUCCUGAGUACUUUUCAGACGAAGCAAGAGACCUUAUAGAUAAAUUAUUGGACACAGAGCCCAGUAAAAGACUAGGUGCUGGACCUGAUGGCUAUGCUCCCCUCAAGAAUCAUCCUUUUUUCAAAGGGAUCAAUUGGCAGAAUUUGCGGAAGUUGCCGGCACCAAGACUUGCUCUAGAGAAGAAAAUCAGUGUGGAUUUCGACAUUCAAGAUACUCCAUGGAACACUGCACAUAUCGGAGAUGCUACUGCUGACCAACAGAACAUACCCGAUGCAAAUGUUGGUUUCGCCUCUUCUUCCGAAGCACAGUCUCAUAUGUCUCGGCUGGCUUCUAUUGAUUCCUUUGACUCUAGAUGGCAAGAGUUUCUGAAGCCCGACGAGGCUAUUGUCAUGACCUCGAAGCUGAAGAAAAUUCGAAGAUUGACUAACAAGAAAGUGCAGCUCAUCCUUACUGACAGUCCCAGGUUGCUUUCUGUGGAUCCAUCCAGAAUGACUGCGAAAACUAGUAUAGUUUGGUCCAACGACCCCAAUGAACUCAACGUCCAAGUAGCGAGUUCCUCGAGUUUCAAGAUCUGCACCCCGAGAAAGGUGAGUUCUUUUGAGGACCCGAAACAGCGGGCAUGGCAAUGGAAGAAGGCGAUCGAAGGACUUCAACAGCGAUGAACUUGCAGAUUUCUUAAAAGAUAUUUCUAGUUACCCAUACAGAUUCGACUAUCCAAUACUAAUUGUAGGAAAAGAAUUUAUUUGCUUCCUCCCUUUUUGGCUGCAAUUGGCAAAUGCAGGUGUUUGUAGGAUCGUAUUGAAUCAGGAUAACCAAGCAUCCGCUCAUGUACAACGAUAGAGACAUCGAGUCUUAUCAUUCUUUUAUGAGAUCAUUGUUUUUCUGUAAUCCUGUUGAUGAACUCUGGCCUUGAACAAUUUGUUUUUCUUCAAGUCAUUCCUUCGAAAAAGAAGAUUGUGAUAUGAUAGAUCAUCUAAUGUUAUUGCA
Molecule: messenger RNA, 2223 nt
Organism: Zingiber officinale
Lineage: Eukaryota; Viridiplantae; Streptophyta; Magnoliopsida; Zingiberales; Zingiberaceae
Product: 3-phosphoinositide-dependent protein kinase 2-like
Exons: 11
Coding region: 426-1898 (490 amino acids)
Biological process (GO): intracellular signal transduction; peptidyl-serine phosphorylation
Molecular function (GO): ATP binding; protein serine/threonine kinase activity
Source: RefSeq, a predicted model, not a curated record